Messenger RNA from Cherax quadricarinatus, 1415 nucleotides. Lineage: Eukaryota; Metazoa; Arthropoda; Malacostraca; Decapoda; Parastacidae. The record is from RefSeq and is a predicted model, not a curated record.
GGAGAGUGCUUGUUACAAGCCAACUGUCAGGACGAGUGACAGUGUAUUGGAGAGUUCUUGUUACAAGCCAGCUGUCAGGACGAGUGACAGUGUACUGGAGAGUGCUUAAUACAAGCCAGCUGUCAGGACGAGUGACAGUGUACUGGAGAGUGCUUAAUACAAGCCAGCUGUCAGGACAAGUGACAGUGUAUUGGAGAGUUCUUGUUACAAGCCACCUGUCAGGACGAGUGACAGUGUAUUGGAGAGUUCUUGUUACAAGCCAACUGUCAGGACGAGUGACAGUGUACUGGAGAGUGCUUGUUACAAGCCAACUGUCAGGACGAGUGACAGUGUACUGGAGAGUGCUUGUUACAAGCUAGCUGUCAGGACGAGUGACAGUGUACUGGAGAGUGCUUGUUACAAGCCAGCUGUCAGGACGAGUGACAGUGUACUGGAGAGUGCCUAUUACAAGCCAGCUGUCAGGACGAGUGACAGUGUACUGGAGAGUUCUUGUUACAAGCCAACUCUCAGGACGAGUGACAGUGUACUGGAGAGUGCUUAUUACAAGCCAGCUGUCAGGACGAGUGACAGUGUACUGGAUAGUGCUUGUUACAAGCCAGUUGUCAGGACGAGUGACAGUGUACUGGAGAGUUCUUGUUACAAGCCAACUGUCAGGACGAGUGACAGUGUACUGGAGAGUGCUUGUUACAAGCCAGCUGUCAGGACGAGUGAUGCUAGCAAUAUCAACAAGUAAGAACCCAGGAAUGCGUGUGGCUGUGCUGGUGGUGAUGAUGGUAGUUGUGGUAGCACCAGACAACCUACCAGAGAACCCACCAGACAACCCACCAGACAACCCACCAGACAACCCACCAGACAACCCACCAGACAACCCACCAGACAACCCACCAGACAACCCACCAGACAACCAUACAACCCAACUACACAACAACUUAAAUGGAGGUAGCAUCAGGUCAUUCCUCGCCCACCUCCUCCGCACCCUGGAGGACAACAUUCUUCAGAGGGAACGGAACUUCGACGUUGUAAAACUUUUGCGUCUUCUGGGCUCCUCGGAGGAACACAUUCUUAGGGAUUUUGAGCAGUUGAAGACGAGUGUACAAGACGUGGCCGGAGGACUCACUGAGGAAGAGAAGUUAAGGUUUGAGAAUGCAUUCAUGGAAAUUUUGCGUAUGACACAUGAUGGUAACGUUCACCUGGACACAUACCUGAGGGACUUGCACAUUAUGAAGACACUUGUCUACCCACACCUUGGUGAAACAUACCAGCAGUGUCUCGACUACCUCGAGAAGGUAAUUACAAUGAUUAUGAAGCCUUGGCUGUGGUUCAAGAGAUGGUAGACACCUCAACGUCCUUUAAAACAUGGCAUAAUGGCAUAACAGACUGUCACAAACUGUAUAUACAUAUACUUUCGUCAGCAG